ACAGACGAGGAUCCCGAGGUCUAGAUACUGGCAAAGCUGGGGCUCCAACCCUCACCGUGGGCAACGGGGCCUGGGCUCAGCCGCAGAGGGCGCUCCAGGGGGUCGCUCCAGGGAGCCGGGGAGCAUCUUUCUGGCGAAGAGGCUGCCCCAAAGCAGCUUUGGCUGUGCUGCUUCCUUUUUAGGGAGAUGGGUUCCAGAGUCAGAAGCCCCGGACCGCGACCGCAGGGUGCCGUGGGCUCUUUCAGAGGGGCUAGUGGCUGAAUAGGUUUUUUGUUUGGAGGAAUGACAGGUGCCUCAAGGUCUCUUUAGGAAGGCAACCUCCCGACUUCUAGUAAAUUAUCCAGAACCCUAUCGUUCUCAAAUAUUGGAUUAUCUCUUUAAGCCAAACUUCGGUGCCUCUUUGCAUAUUCUAAAAGUCGAAAUAGGUGGUGAUGGGCAGACAACAGAUGGCACUGAGCCCUCCCACAUGCACUAUGCAUUGGACGAGAACUAUUUCCGAGGGUAUGAGUGGUGGUUAAUGAAGGAAGCUAAGAAGCGGAACCCUAAUAUUACACUCAUUGGGUUGCCAUGGUCAUUCCCUGGAUGGCUGGGGAAAGGUUUCAACUGGCCUUAUGUAAAUAUUCAGCAGACGGCCUACUACAUCGUGACCUGGAUUAUGGGCGCCAAGCAGUAUCAUGAUUUGGACAUUGAUUAUAUUGGGAUUUGGAAUGAGAGGUCAUUUAACAUCAAUUAUAUCAAGGUUUUACGAAGAAUGCUGAACUAUCAAGGUCUCCAGCACGUGAAAAUCAUAGCGAGUGAUAAUCUCUGGGAGCCCAUUUCUACUUCUAUGCUGCUUGACUCUGAGCUCUUGAAGGCGAUUGAUGUUAUAGGAGCUCAUUAUCCUGGGACCUACACAGUAAAGGAUGCAAGGCUGACCGAGAAGAAGCUUUGGUCGUCUGAAGAUUAUAGCACUUUGAAUAAUGACGUGGGUGCAGGCUGCUGGGCUCGCAUAUUGAAUCAGAAUUAUAUCAAUGGCCAUAUGACUUCAACAAUUGCUUGGAAUUUGGUGGCCAGCUACUACGAGCAGCUGCCAUAUGGGCGCUGUGGCCUGAUGACGGCUCAGGAGCCGUGGAGUGGCCAUUACGUCGUGGAGGCGCCUAUCUGGAUAUCAGCUCACACCACUCAGUUCACUCAGCCAGGUUGGUAUUACCUGAAGACAGUGGGCCAUUUAGAGAAAGGAGGAAGCUACGUAGCUCUGACUGACGGCUUCGGUAACCUUACCAUCAUCAUUGAAACAAUGAGCCAUAGACAUUCUAUGUGUAUACGGCCAAUUCUUCCUUAUUUCAAUGUGUCACACCAAUUUGCCACCUUCGUUCUUAAGGGUUCUUUUAGUAAAAUACCAGAGCUACAGGUGUGGUCUACCAAACUUGGAAAAUCAUCUGAGAGAUUUCUUUUUAAACAACUGGAUUCUCUAUGGCUCCUGGACAGCAAUGGCAGUUUCACACUUGAACUACAGGAGGACGAGCUGUUCACACUCACGACACUCACCAGUGGCAGCAAAGGCAGCUACCCCCUGCCCCCCAAGUCCCAGCCCUUCCCAAGUAUCUAUAAGGAUGAUUUCAAUGUCGAUUACCCAUUUUUUAGUGAAGCUCCUAAUUUUGCUGAUCAGACUGGCGUAUUUGAGUACUUUAUGAAUAUCGAAGACCCUGGAGAGCAUCGCUUCACACUACGCCAAGUUCUCAAUCAACGACCCAUUACCUGGGCUGCUGACGCGUCCAACACGAUCAGUUUCAUAGGAGAUUACAACUGGUCCAAUAUGAGGAUUGAGUGUGACGUUUACAUAGAGACCCCUAAGAAGGGAGGUGUGUUCAUUGCCGGAAGAGUAAAUAAAGGUGGUAUAUGGAUUAGAGGCGCUGCAGGCAUUUUCUUCUGGAUUUUUGCAAAUGGCACCUACCGAGUUACAGGUGAUCUAGCUGGAUGGUUCAUAUAUGCUUUAGGAAAAGCUGAAGUUACAGCACAAAAAUGGUAUACACUCGCUUUAACUAUUAGCGGCGAUCACUCCUCUGGAAGGCUGAACGGCAAGCCUCUCUGGACCGACAUCCGUGUGCAUUUCCCGAAGAAUGGCUGGGCUGCGAUUGGAACUCACUCCUUUGAAUUCGCACAGUUUGACAACUUUCGCGUGGAAGCCCACCCUGAUAUUCACAGAGAGCCAUAGGACACUCUUUGGAUUUUCUUUCAUUUGGGUUUUGGUUCAGAGCCAAUUCUUGUUUGGAUGGAUCACUACAUGAGCCUUUUGGAGGCUAAAAAUAAUGAAGAGCCAAUGGGGAGAAAAAUACAGUUGUGCUUGAUCCUGUGGGAGAUGUUUUUUUUUUUUUUAGAACUAUUGAUAAUUCCAAGGGGAAACAGGUGAGUCUUUGAUAUUACCUGACACAUCCCCUACAAUUCACACUGUGCGUUGGUCCCAUCCUUAGGGUAGUCCAGACUGCGAGGCCUUGGCGUUAAUGCUGAGGGUAGCUCUCGUCAUCUUAUUUGCAAGUGAUCAUGCAAAUGCCAAUAAUGUGUCAUCAUAGAGACGCAUGUAUUAAUGCUGACGUGUGUCUAAGUGAGCUGCUGUCCUUGUCCUAACGUAAUGCUGCUGUACUAGGAAGCUGAGGAACACUGGAAAUGCUGCUUUUUGAAAACCGCUUCAACAUGUUAUCCUAAAAAUACAUUCUACAAAGUAUUUUUUCUUUUCCUCUUUAAGACGAUGCUUUUGAACUAUAGAUAUGAUGAGGGGGAUGGUUUGAAAAAAUGCCUCAUUUGUUAACUACCUCUAAAGCUAUUUCUGCAAUAAUAAAUACUAGCAGAUUACUUGGGCUAUCUCCAUUUUAAAAUUCUUUUGGACGCAGCUUUUAGUAUCGUAACCCUUCUAACUCUCUGUGAAUGUUGAACCCAGGUCACUUGCUAGAAGGAAGAAGAAAAUCCCAUAUAGCCAAUGGUGUAAGUGGACCUAAAGAUAAAAUUGUAGCAAUUUUCUUGUCUCAUUUCAUUGUGCCUUUCAUGGUCUGUCUUCUCAUGUGUCGCUGGUAACAGACUAAAAUGAAUUCUUUUAUCUACUUGUACGUGGAAGAAGGUGAACACUUAGCUAUUAACUAAUUCAUAGAAUUGGAUCAUCCUCUAAUGUUUGGCAUGGCUAGAUGCAUUGACUUCAUUAAACUACAAAUGUAUUUAUAUUUAAGUAUGGGUGAGCAUAUUUUUCAUGCAGUCUAAUUUAUGUUUAAGAAUUGGUGUACAUCCUAGAAAAAAACUCAAUUAUUCAUGUGGAUAAAGUAAAUUCUGAAAUUCUUUAUAAUGAAAGUUGAAACCUUCAAUGAACUAAUUCUUCAAUUUUGGAAUUUAUAAUGGUUUAACAUAGGCUAAACUGAUAUGAAGUUUUGUAUUACUAUUAAACAUAAGAAAUUAAAUAUUAGAAUAAAUUAGAUUACGGAGAAAAUUUUUAAAUUAAAACCAAAUCUAAGUGAUUUCUAGUUUAGAUCCCUACAUAGUUUUUUUAAAUUAACUUUCCUGAAAUAUAAUUUACAACACUAACAUGUUCUCAUUUUAAGUACACAGUGUAGUGAGUCUUGAUAAAUGGAUAUAUCCAUGUAACCAACACUCCAGCCAAGAUAUCAAAAAAACUUUUUCCCAUCACUCCAGAAAGGUCUCUUGUACACCUGUGCAGCCAUUCUUCUUACCCCCCUCUCAGACAACCACUGAUCUGAUUUCUAUCACUAUUGAUAAGUUUACUUGGUUCUAAAACACUUUAAAAGUGGCAUCAUACACUAUGUACUCUUUUUUGCGAAUGGUUUCUUUCAUUCAGCAUAAUCCUCCUGAGAUUUGUCUGUGUUGCUGUGUAUAUCAAUCGUUGGCUGCUUGUUUCAGAGUAUUCCAUUGAAUGGAUAUACAAUUUGUUUGUCCCCCCAGUUUUGCUCUUACAAAUAAAGCUGUUAUAAACACUUGCAUACAA
Hipposideros armiger (great roundleaf bat) is the source of this 3964-nucleotide messenger RNA. It is a transcript of the gene GALC, whose product is annotated as galactosylceramidase. NCBI's taxonomy places the organism in Eukaryota, Metazoa, Chordata, Mammalia, Chiroptera, Hipposideridae. The transcript has 17 exons. Gene Ontology annotation, cellular component: lysosome. The coding region runs from base 467 to 2194 and encodes 575 amino acids. The record is from RefSeq and is a predicted model, not a curated record. Gene Ontology annotation, molecular function: galactosylceramidase activity. Gene Ontology annotation, biological process: galactosylceramide catabolic process.